GAAAAUAAAGCUAAAUAGUGGGCUCAUCACGAAGUUGUUUAAACGAGAUCAGAUUGCUUUCUUCGAAGACGUCAGCAUUCAGGCUUUCUAUGGUGACUUGAGUAGUGGCAGAAUGUUCCAAAGACAAAUCUGCUCAUAUUCAGAAUUAAGACCGUUCAGCGCGAGCCGAAUACAACAUGGUCGCAUCAGAGGACGCAAUAGGGGAAAAAUGGGAUCGCUGCAUUACAGAUACCAUUGUCAAAAUGGGCGCCGGCCUCGGUCUGGGUGCAGUAGCUUCUUUUAUUCUGUUUAGACGUCGAGCGUGGCCCGCGAUCUUCGGCACCGGAGCGGGUUUUGGUAUGGGCUACAACAACUGCCACCAUGACUUCAAGGCGCCCGUAGUUCUACGAGCCUUCCAGAUCAAAGAGAAGGCCGAAAAAAAGUAGAGCGUAAAAUAUUAGCGAAACAUUUUUAUAAAGAUUCGAAAUGAUUAGAAAUAAAAGUUCCGUGUUGAGAAAACUUA
Messenger RNA from Varroa destructor (honeybee mite), 502 nucleotides. Its product is annotated as MICOS complex subunit Mic10-like. NCBI's taxonomy places the organism in Eukaryota, Metazoa, Arthropoda, Arachnida, Mesostigmata, Varroidae. The record is from RefSeq and is a predicted model, not a curated record. Gene Ontology annotation, cellular component: mitochondrial inner membrane; MICOS complex; mitochondrion.